UCCGUUUGCGGCGUGAUAAGUGUAAAGAGCAAUAUACAACAUUUUUUGCAGGAUUUGAAUUUGACGCAAUAGAGUUGAGACUGCGGCACGGUGGGCGCCCUCGAUGACUUCGGGGUGUGCCCAAUUUGAUCACAAGUUAACGGGUUGUCUUUUAAGUCUUGCGAAAUCAUGCGACAACUAUUCAACUCGGUUUAGUGAGAGCAAUGCCUUUUGGAGUUGGGAAGUUAAUAUAAAGUUAUUUACGCGUUGAUCAAAUUUCCCAAUCUUGCACAAUUCUUGGCACGAUACUGCAGUAUUGUUUUAUGAUGACGACUGUAUAAAUCAAAUAUGACCUUAUUUAGUUCGUACAUUUAGGCUGUGCUUCUCAGUUAUACAGUAACUGCAGCGUAAUUACAUAAGAUAUGCCACACAAUGCCACGCCGCCCAUAAUUCAUAAAUAGAUCUGGUCAUACAAGAAAGAAUGCAUGACUGUAAUGAAGUGCAGCCAGCACAAAGUGAAGGUAGUUAGCAGGACUGCUUGUCAGUUCUGAGAUUGUAAAUUCAAAUCUCCUGCCUUUUUGUGCAAAUUUUACAUGUUCUCUCUAUGCUUCCUUCCACAUGAUAAAAACAUUUGUGUGGCCCAUUGAAGACUUCAAGUUUACCUACAAGUACCUUCAUUAUUAAUUUGGGGUACUCCGCCUCGUAGGAAACGCAAUUUCGAUCUCUUUGUGUGUCUUGACUUUGAAUAGUAGUUAUAGUCCCAGUAGUGUAAAAGCAAACACACACCCAUGCGUGUAUGUACACACAGUCAAAUGUGUGAUGGCGACACACAAAUGAUCCUGUGGCAGCCCACGGGCCCUCUUGUGAGGUAUAGAGUAGAGUAAUGUCCUAACAGUAUUUGCAUAUUUCAUCAUCUAAUGUUUGUCUUGUUGAAUUUCCCUUUGAUGGCAUAGAUGGAUGGAUAGCCUAAGAUGUAAUUUAAAAGUAAACUACAAAUAAAUACAAAUUAAAAUAAAUUAUAUCCUGUAACUGAGUGAAGAGAUUGUCAUCAGUAAAAUAAUUUAAGUUAAAAAAAGAAAAACACAUAAAAAGUAAACAAAGCCUUCUGAUUGUGUAAAGGCAAUCCGUAAAAAUAUUCAUUAAACAAAAUUGAAUUGUGCCCCAUGAUUGAAUGGAAGAUGCAAAUUAAAUUGACAGAUAACUUCAAUUAAAUUAAAUCUACAAAGGUCAACAACCUGAGGGAGUAUGGGUAGACAUCAUGCAACCAUUUCCGUGUAAGAGGAUCCACAUGGGCAGGAAAUAGUGAGCUAUGCAGUGCGGUUGGUUUAAUUACAGGUGUCUUCAAACAAAAGAAAAAAAAAAACAACUCUUAAUGGGAUUAGCUGGAACCAAGAGAACCUGUCGACAGGUGUACGCAAGAGCCUCCAUGGGACGAUGAAGGACAUGAAUUAUUGAGCUGGAGCUCUCUAUUCAUCUCACUAUGGCAGCGAUUGGAAAACGCGGAACAGUGACGGAGGCAGCUGGAUUCGACCCAGAGGCAGACGCCCAGAAACUUCGCGAAGCUAUGAAGGGAGCUGGCACCGAUGAGGCUGUCGUCAUUGAGGUACUAGCGCACCGCACUAUCGCCCAGAGGCAGCGUAUCAAGGAAGCCUUCAAACAGGCGGUGGGGAAGGACCUGGCCGAUGAGCUGUCCUCGGAACUGAGCGGGAACUUCCGGAGCGUGGUGCUGGGUCUGCUCAUGCUGGCGCCUGUGUACGACGCCUACGAGCUGCAAACCUCCAUGAAGGGAGCUGGAACAGAGGAGGCGUGCCUGAUCGAUAUUCUGGCUUCCAGGUCUAAUACUGAAAUCCAAACAAUCAAUGCAGCUUACAAGAAACAAUAUUCCAAGAACCUGGAGGAGGACGUGUGUGGAGACACGUCAGGAAUGUUCCAGAGAGUUUUGGUCUCUUUACUCACGGCUGGACGUGAUGAAAGCGACAAAGUGAACGAGGCCCUAGUGUUGCAGGAUGCCAAGGAAAUCUACGAGGCAGGGGAGGCUCGAUGGGGCACGGACGAGGUGAAAUUCCUGACCGUACUCUGUGUCAGGAACAAGAAGCAUCUGUUACGAGUGUUCGAAGAGUACCAAAAAAUUUCCGGGAAAGACAUUGAGGAGAGCAUCAAGAGGGAAAUGUCAGGUUGCCUGGAGGAUGUUUUUCUGGCCAUAGUGAAAUGUAUCAGGAACAAACACGCCUUCUUUGCCGAACGUCUGUACAAAUCAAUGAAGGGUCUGGGCACCACCGACAGUGUGCUCAUAAGGAUCAUGGUGUCGAGGGCCGAGAUUGACAUGUUGGACAUCAAGGCGCAGUUCCUGAAGAUGUACGGCAAGUCUCUACAUUCAUUCAUUAAGGGCGAUACGUCUGGGGACUACCGCAAUAUCCUUCUGGAACUGUGUGGAGGAGAGUGAAAAGAAACACCACAGAGAGGAAGAUCAGCCAUCCACGUUGUUCCACGUCGUGGAUGACUCUCACUUUCCUCCCCAUCAUCUCCUACGGCCUUUACAUUUCUCAACUUCAACUGACCACCGUGCCUUGUUUUACUGUAUCUAAGACCAAUUAAACCAAAGACCAGUGACCUUUUA
Syngnathus typhle (broad-nosed pipefish) is the source of this 2596-nucleotide messenger RNA. RefSeq names its product annexin A4 (gene anxa4). Gene Ontology annotation, molecular function: calcium-dependent phospholipid binding; calcium ion binding. Gene Ontology annotation, cellular component: cytoplasm. The transcript is spliced from 13 exons. Bases 1460 to 2422 code for a protein of 320 amino acids. Lineage: Eukaryota; Metazoa; Chordata; Actinopteri; Syngnathiformes; Syngnathidae. The record is from RefSeq and is a predicted model, not a curated record.